Lathyrus oleraceus (garden pea) is the source of this 705-nucleotide messenger RNA. RefSeq lists its product as uncharacterized. The record is from RefSeq and is a predicted model, not a curated record. The transcript has 5 exons. Gene Ontology annotation, molecular function: nucleic acid binding; zinc ion binding. NCBI's taxonomy places the organism in Eukaryota, Viridiplantae, Streptophyta, Magnoliopsida, Fabales, Fabaceae. Bases 1 to 705 code for a protein of 234 amino acids.
AUGUUAGCUGAGGAAGUUGAUGACUGGUGGAUCAACACUCGUCAGGUGUUGGAUGCUGCAGCUGAAGUUGUAACUUGGGUUGUGUUCCACAAGGAAUUUCUGAGAAAGUACUUUCCUGAGGAUGUUUGUAGGAAGAAGGAGAUUGAGUUUCUGGAGCUGAAGCAUGAUAACUUGUCGGUUACUGAGUAUGCUGCCAGAUUUGUGGAACUUGCUAAGUUCUACCCUCAUUACAUUGAGAGAGAUGUUGAUGGUAAGAGUCCAAGUGGGGGAGGUGCUGCUACUCCUCUUAAGUGCUAUAGGUGCAACGAGUUUGGUCAUCGUAUCAGUGAAUGCAAGAGUGAUGUGAAGAAGUGUUACAAGUGUGGGAAGUUAGCACAUCUUGUUGCUGAUUGCAAAGAGAAUGUGGUGACUUGCUACAACUAUGGAGAACCAGGACAUAUCAGCACUUAUUGUGUGAAGCCUAAGAAAGCUUCAACUAAAGGAAAGGUUUUCGCUCUGGCGAGGACUCAGAUUUCUAGUGAUGACAGGCUAGGCCUUGUUGUGUCUUCUAUGAGUGGAGAAAUGGUUAUCAAAACUCAUGUUAAAGGUUCAGUGGCUACUACUUUAUUUCUUACUCCCGGUGAGGAGGAAAAAGCUAGUUUCUUGUCUACUAGACAAUUGAAGGAGCUUCUGGAAGAGUGUAACGAAUGUGUUAGCAUUUAUUAA